AUGGCCCUCCGUAAUAUGCCUCUGAGACGUGCUCAGCGUUUUUUGGAGAAUGUCAAGGAGCAAAAAGAAAUUGUUCCUUUCUUGCGUUUCAACGGUGGAGUUGGACGUAAGGCUCAGUGCAAGCAGUGGAAUACCACACAAGGUCGAUGGCCCAAGAAGUCAGCUGAGUUCCUUCUAGACUUGCUCAAGAAUGCUGAGAGCAAUGCUGAGUACAAAGGUCUGGACGUUGACCAUCUUGUCGUCGACCACAUUGUUGUUCAACGCGCUGCAAAGAUGCGCCGACGAACUUACCGUGCUCACGGCCGUAUCAACCCGUAUAUGUCCUCACCAUGCCACAUCGAGGUUAUCCUAACUGAAAAAGAGGACGUUGUUGCCAAACCAACUGAUGAUAUCCCCAGAACCAAGAAAGAGUCAAAGAGAAAACAGAGACGCCAGUUAGCUCGUGGAGAUUAUUGA
Molecule: messenger RNA, 456 nt
Organism: Haemonchus placei
Lineage: Eukaryota; Metazoa; Nematoda; Chromadorea; Rhabditida; Trichostrongylidae
Source: the annotation of a GenBank genome assembly